AGUAAAAAAAAAGUGUCUGUCGCGCAUGUUGUUUACAACAAUAAUCAAGCAGAUGUCGCUUUUUGAUGGCGGUGGUAAGUAAAGAAAAGCUGGUGCGGCAAUUUCGAAGGGUCGCAGUGUCGAGGUGCUUUUGAAAAUAAAUUUUGACACCCAAAACGUUCAGGUGAAAAAUAAUGGCAGAUAAUCAGCACAGUCGAUUUGAAAAAUCACUCGGCUUGUUGACAACGCGUUUCGUAACACUCCUGCAAAAAGCCAAGGAUGGAGUACUGGAUUUAAAAGCUGCGGAUAUUUUGGAGGUGCGACAAAAACGUCGAAUUUAUGAUAUAACGAAUGUUUUGGAGGGAAUUGGACUCAUUGAGAAAAAAAGUAAAAACAGUAUUCAAUGGAAAGGCGCUGGACCUGGUUGCAAUUCAAAGGAACUUGCGGAGAAACUCGCCGAUUUAAAGAACGAAAUAAAAUUAUUGGAGGAUCAUGAGAAAUUAUUGGAUAAACACACACAAUGGAUAAAACAAAGUAUUAAAAAUGUAGAAACAGAUUCAACGAAUAAAAGGUUUGGAUUCCUGUCGUACGAGGAUUUAAAGGAAAUUUACAACGACGAUGUCAUUCUAGCAAUUAAAGCACCAACGGAGACAAAGCUCAGCGUUCCAAAUCACUCAUCGUUGGAAGUGAACGAGAGUGUGAACGUGAAUUACGAAAUGUCGUUAAAAAGUUCGUCGGGCGAAAUAACAGUUCUAGUAAUUGAACCCGAAUUAGCCGAUCAUUAUGAGACUCAUCUUCUGGAAAUGAGACUUCAAGACAACGUGAAAUGCGAUAAUUACGGUAAAGACGAGUACGAGAUGGAGGAGCAUUUCAAGAAGGAGGACAUCAAACCGAAUAAAAGAAAAGCCGGAAGGCCGCCGAAAAUUCCAAAAGUUGAAAUUAUGUCGGACGAAGAGGACGACGACGAAAUGGAUAUCACGGACGCAAAAAUUAUAUUGCGGGACAUUAAUUUAACGGGUUUCAGCCAACAAGAUUACGAGAGCGACGAUUUCUUCUCAGAUGUUUGCGGACCAUUGGUGAGGUUGAGUCCACCGCCAGGAGAAACUGAUUAUCGUUUUAAUCUCGGAGAAAACGAGGGUCUUUGUGAUCUUUUCGACAUUGCCGCAAAAUAAGUACAAUUUAUUAUUAUUUUUU
This is a messenger RNA of Leptopilina heterotoma, 1173 nucleotides long. RefSeq names its product transcription factor E2F4-like. The coding region runs from base 174 to 1151 and encodes 325 amino acids. The transcript has 7 exons. Gene Ontology annotation, molecular function: protein dimerization activity; DNA-binding transcription factor activity, RNA polymerase II-specific; RNA polymerase II cis-regulatory region sequence-specific DNA binding. Gene Ontology annotation, cellular component: RNA polymerase II transcription regulator complex. The record is from RefSeq and is a predicted model, not a curated record. Lineage: Eukaryota; Metazoa; Arthropoda; Insecta; Hymenoptera; Figitidae. Gene Ontology annotation, biological process: regulation of transcription by RNA polymerase II.